This is a messenger RNA of Dioscorea cayenensis subsp. rotundata (Guinea yam), 2578 nucleotides long. RefSeq names its product ent-kaur-16-ene synthase, chloroplastic. Gene Ontology annotation, biological process: diterpenoid biosynthetic process. The record is from RefSeq and is a predicted model, not a curated record. Gene Ontology annotation, molecular function: magnesium ion binding; terpene synthase activity. NCBI's taxonomy places the organism in Eukaryota, Viridiplantae, Streptophyta, Magnoliopsida, Dioscoreales, Dioscoreaceae.
CCCAUCUCCGUCUUGAUGCUUUCCUUUGUUGUCUUCCCAGCGUCCACAGUGGAAUCCUCGGAGCUCAGUCUAAUAUAUACUGUGAAGAGUUCAACUGCAAAGGUCCAUUGCCAUCCAUGAUGUCUCUAUCUCUGCCAAUACACCAUCUCCUCCUCCCAAAACCCAGACUUGUUUGGAAGCCAUCAUCCAAAGUGUGUUUGGGUUUUGGAUUGAUUGCUGGGAAAAGAGCGAGUUUUCAAGUAAAGUUUGCUAAGAGAUCAGAAGAUAGGAUCAGGGAGGCAUUGGCAAGAACACCAAAGGUUGAGCUUUCUGUUUCUUCUUAUGACACGGCAUGGGUGGCCAUGGUGCCAUCUCCGGAAUUUUCAGAGUUUCCAUGCUUUCCGAAGUUUGUUGAUUGGAUUUUGGAAAAUCAACAACCAGAUGGCUCUUGGGGCCUUUAUCAUCUUCAUCCCAUGCUUAUCAAAGAUGCUCUUUUGUCCACCUUGGCCUGUAUACUUGCUCUCAAGCGGUGGAAUGCCGGUGAAGAGCACAUCAAAAGAGGGUUGUGUUUUAUUGGAUCCAAUUUUGUAUUGGCUAUUGAUGAGCAUUUGAUUUCUCCUGUUGGCUUUAAUAUUAUAUUUCCCGGUUUGGUUGAAUAUGCCAUUGAUAUGGAGUUGAAGCUCCCUGUCAAACAAAGUGACAUAGAUGCUGUUCUUUACCUCAGAAAUUCAGAACUAGAAAGAAGUAGACACACUCGAGAAGGGAAGAAAGCCUAUCUGGCAUAUGUUGCAGAAGGGGUGGGAAAGUUACUGGAUUGGCAAGAAAUUAUGAAGUAUCAAAAGAGCAAUGGAUCACUUUUUAACUCACCGUCAACUACUGCUGCUGCUAUGAUAUACUCUCAGAAUGCGAAAGCUCUAGAAUACUUGCGCUCACUUGAACAGAAGUUUGGUGAUUCAGUUCCUACAUUACAUCCUGUCAGCAUGCAUGGCCAACUAUGCAUGAUAGACAAUUUUGAGAAGUUUGGAAUCUCUCAACAUUUUAGAUAUGAAAUAAAGAGCAUUUUGGACCAAACAUACAGAUGUUGGGUGCAGAAGGUUGAGGAAUUGAUGUCCAACAUUAGCACUUGUGCACUUGCGUUUCGUCUUCUACGAAUGAAUGGAUAUGAUGUCUCUUCUGAGUAUUUAGCCCAAUAUGAUGAAAAAAGCACUUUUGAUAAUUCAAUGGAAGGAUACCUGAAAGAUGUGAAUGCUGUUUUAGAACUAUAUAAGGCUUCACAGGUCAAAAUUUUUGCAGAAGAAAAAGUUCUUGAUAAACUGAAAUCCUGGACAAGCCAUUUUUUAAGAGAGGAACUCUCCACUUAUAUGACAAAUGAUCACCGAAAUGUUUUCAAGGAGGUUGAUUAUGCUCUUAAGUUUCCCUUCUAUGCUAAUUUGGAUCGUCUAGAGCACAAGAAAAAUAUUGAGCAGUGUUAUAUUGAAGACUUUCAGAUUCUCAAAACUGCAUACAUUUCACAUGGAGUUGAUAAGAAAGACAUUUUAGAAUUGGCACUGGACGAAUUCCAAAUUUGUCGAUCCAUUUACCAGAAAGAAAUCAAAGAUCUUGAGAGGUGGGCCAAGGAAAAUAAGUUAGAUCAGCUAAAAUUCGCCCGGCAGAAAGUAGCAUACUGUUACCUCUCAGCUGCAGCCACAAUUUUCUCACCUGAAGCAUCUGAAGCUCGCAUGUCUUGGGCUAAAAAUGGAGUUCUAACCACUGUAGUGGAUGAUUUCUUUGACAUUGGAGGUUCUAGAGAAGAACUACAGAGUCUAAUUUUGUUAGUUGAAAAGUGGGAUGGAAAUCAUGAACAAAUACAUUGCUCUGAGCAAGUUAAUAUAAUCUUUUCUGCUCUCCGAAGCACAAUUAAUGACCUUGGAACAAAGGCAUCUACUUUACAGAACCGUAAUGUUACUGAUCAUAUGGUCAAAAUUUGGCUUAGUUUGGUGAACUCCAUGAUGGAAGAAGCAGAGUGGCUAAGGAACAAUGCAGUACCGACUUUGGAUGAAUACAUGGAAAAUGGAUAUGUAUCAUUUGCAUUAGGUCCCAUCAUUCUCCCUGCAUUAUAUUUUGUUGGUCCGAAGCUUUCAGAGGAUGUUGUCCAAGAUCCUGAGUAUCAAAAUUUAUACAGACUCGUGAGCACUUGCGGGCGACUCCUUAAUGACAUUCACAGUUUUGAGAGAGAAGGGAAGGAAGGAAAAUUGAACAGUGUAGCAUUGCGCAUCCUUCAUAGCAAUGGUUCUGUAUCAGAAGAAGAAGCUAAGCGAGAGACGAUGAAUCUCAUCAACUCGAUCCGGUGUGAGCUGCUAAGAAUGGUGUUGCAGAGCAAGUCAAGUGUUGUUCCAAGAACUUGCAAGGAAUUCUUUUGGAACAUGAGCAGAAUACUGCACUUGUUUUAUAUGAGAACUGAUGGAUUCUCAUCACCAAAAGAGAUGAUGAGUGCUGUGAAUGCUGUGAUUUAUGAACCUCUUGAUGUUAGCCAUCUCUUGUCAAAAAGUGCAUUGAAAUUAUGACUUGAUAUACAUCUUUUUUUGAGUGUAAAUUGUUAAUGAAUAAGUUUUCCUUGGUU